UGCAGAUAGUUUCAUGGUGCCUAAUGUCACUCGACGACUUGGCAGCGCUGUGAGAACGACGAGUCCGGCGAGAGCGACUCGCAGUGGGAAAGCAUGGUGCAAACACGCUGCGCCGCUGCAGUCUGAGUGCGUCGUGCGAGACGCCGUUGUCGGAGUGCCCGCUGAGUCGGCACGUGUUCGAGCCAGCGCUGCCGGACUCACCGCUCAGUGACGAGCGCGUAACUGCCCAUCUUCGACCACCACCUCUGGGACGGGCUGUGCGAGGCUUGGGCUCAGCAUUGACGCAUUGACGAGGACGAUCAGCUAGUGGCUUGCUGUCUAGGCUUUUUGAGGAAUCGUACCCAUAGGCAUCUCGAUGUCCGUCCAAACAUCAAUAUCGCGUGCUCUACAGAGAGUAUGGACCGCAUUUAUUGCUGCCGUGGGACGGCUAGAUAAGUCGCUUUCGCCCAAGGACACACUCCGGCGGCUUAGCCAGCGUCAAUGGACGUUUUCCGACUCGAUUUACCUCUUCCACAUCGCCCUCGCUACCUUCUGGAUGAGCGUGAUGCAGGCGCCAGGCUUUCCGCUCAAGCUCAUGAUACCCACUCUCUACGCAAUCAUGAUCCUCAUACCCCUUACCUCCCAGUUCUUCAUCCCGGCUACCCCGAUCUUCGCGUGGCUCCUCACGUUCUACACGUCGCGCUUCAUCCCCGUAAAUUGGCGGCCAAAUAUCUCUGUCGUCCUCCUUCCGACGCUGGAAUCCGUGCUCUAUGGUGCUAACAUAUCCGAUCUCCUCACCCGCUUCACCCACUCCUUCCUGGAUAUCUUAGCCUGGCUGCCGUACGGCGUCAUCCACUUCAUAUUCCCAUUCGUUGUCGGCGCUUUCCUUUGGCUGUUCCGAACGAAGGAGGCGCUGCACCUCUGGGCCAGGGUAUUUGGCUACAUGAACCUCAUCGGUGUCAUUAUCCAGAUCCUCGUACCUUGCGCACCGCCGUGGUACGAGCUCAUCUACGGGCUCACCCCCGCGAACUACAGUAUGCCAGGCUCGCCGGGUGGUCUCGCACGGAUCGACCGGUUGUUCCACUCCAACGGUUACACUGUCACCUUCAGCAACUCACCCGUCGUCUUCGGUGCUUUCCCGUCCCUCCACUCGGCAUGCGCCACCAUAGAGGCCCUCUUCAUCUCGCACUUCUUCCCACAGUGCACCAAAUUCAUCUGGACGUACGCGGCGAUCCUCUACUGGGCGACGAUGUACCUUACGCAUCACUACCUCAUUGACGUCGUCGGCGGUUCCUGCCUCGCCAUCGCCUGUUUCUACCUCUUCCUCCCAGACGCGCUCAAGGGCACGAAUGCGCUCCUUCCCCCGGGUGGACUGAGCACCACUACGUUUGGCGGGCAGCGAUCAAAGUACGAGCUGUACGACCUCGACGAGCCCGUGGGUAGGCGGGGACGGGGCAUGAACAGCAACAUCAUGCGUGACGCGUCGGACUAUGACCUUGAGGAGUCCGACAGGGAGUCCGACGAGGAAAUGGACAUCACAUUUCGUUCGCCGAUCACGCCUGGGCCGACGUCUGCGACUCCGCUUAUGAAGCCAAAGGGCGGCGCAGCAAACCAGGCGAAGAAGAGCCAUCGGCAUACCGCGAGCAUCGCUAGCCUCAUCCGCGCGGAGGAGCGGGCAGAGGAAGGGUGGAGCCCCAUCACUGCGUCGUUCAACAUCCCGCCUGUACCGCGGAGCGACGAGACGAGAGGCCCGCGGCCAUAGACGGCGGUUGCUUUAGAGCGUCUUGGGGACAUUGGGCGAGGGUUCGGUUGGGUUGUCGCUUCUCUGGUGUAUCCAUGUAAUCUCCCCUUCUCCGCGCACAGGUAGCCUAGUACUCUUACCAGACAGUCUCUUCCCGUUCGCAGCAUCCUAUACAGUUUGUCAAUCACUCGCUCAUUCACCGCAGUAUCUAUAUUCGUACAGAUAAUGUAACCAAUACUGGAAACAAUGUACAGAUCGCGUGCAGUCUGCAGUCUACUUGAUACAGUAUCUGUGCUAAGUAGAUGUGGGCAUGAAAGUUGUUGUUACUCAGUGAUGUGUCAGGCUGCAUGUGGUUGCCUCUGUGGAUGGGAUGGUCACACUGCUAC
Rhodofomes roseus is the source of this 2106-nucleotide messenger RNA. Its product is annotated as PAP2-domain-containing protein. Gene Ontology annotation, cellular component: inositol phosphoceramide synthase complex. The record is from RefSeq and is a predicted model, not a curated record. Bases 356 to 1741 code for a protein of 461 amino acids. Gene Ontology annotation, molecular function: inositol phosphoceramide synthase activity. Gene Ontology annotation, biological process: inositol phosphoceramide metabolic process; sphingolipid biosynthetic process. Lineage: Eukaryota; Fungi; Basidiomycota; Agaricomycetes; Polyporales; Fomitopsidaceae. The transcript is spliced from 2 exons.